Hylaeus volcanicus is the source of this 900-nucleotide messenger RNA. RefSeq lists its product as uncharacterized. The record is from RefSeq and is a predicted model, not a curated record. The transcript is spliced from 3 exons. The coding region runs from base 1 to 897 and encodes 298 amino acids. NCBI's taxonomy places the organism in Eukaryota, Metazoa, Arthropoda, Insecta, Hymenoptera, Colletidae.
AUGGGAAUUAGUGAUAGACGCAAAAUGAACGCGACUCGAAGAAUGAAGUUGAUUUGCAUUGCUUUGGUAUUGUUGAAUCCCGUCAACGCGAAAACGCAAACCAGCGGAGAAUAUCUUCGGAAUGUGAUGAUCGAGCUUCGAGACUUCAACGUUCCUCCGCCUAUAAAUAUUUACGACAAGCAUGUUUACAACGAUAAAAACAAACAGAAUUACGCGACUCAAAGGAUCAACAUGAACGCGCAAGAAAAUACCGGAAAGCAUAGAAAUCAGAGCUUCCCGCAUUACAAUAUUUUGCUCAACGAUAAAAUUCACUUAAAUCGCAUUGACUCGGCAACUCCAUCCCGAUAUUAUCAGUCUUAUAGUCCCAGCAUUACUAAAAUGCAAGAACCGGAAGCGCUCGGAUAUACGCGAGCACAACUCGCGGCGAUGUAUAAAAAUGCAUUGGAAAAAGGAUCAACGAUGAGCCUGUCUUCCUUGACCAAUGCGUUGUCUGCCGUUGAGAUUCCUCAAGCCACCGACACUCGCGUAGAGUUGUCAGGCAAGCAGCCUCUUUAUCAGUAUUAUUUCUUCCCAUUAAAGACCUUCAUGUCAGAAUUCAAGAAAGACCACGGUUAUAAGACGAUCCCUGCUCCUGCGUUCGACAACACGGAAGCUGCGCAAACUACACAAACCCAAUUAUCGAAUCCCCUCUUUGUAGCCAUAAGUACCUUUGUUACAAUGGCAAUUGUAUUCAUGAUGAGCGUUCUGUUCUUACCGAAAUUGUCUCAAUUAGAUAUACUGCAUUCGCGAGCAAUUCAAGACGAUUUCUUUCAUUUAUCGAACAUCGUUACGAACGCUAUCGAACGUUAUAAUCAUUUGGAGAACUAUAAGGAACACGAUCUAGACUAUGUCAGAUAAAAG